Oppiella nova is the source of this 531-nucleotide messenger RNA. The record is from the annotation of a GenBank genome assembly. Lineage: Eukaryota; Metazoa; Arthropoda; Arachnida; Sarcoptiformes; Oppiidae.
AUGCGUGAAACCGGCGCAACCAUGGAACGCGCGGCAUUUAUUGGCGGUCUAUUCCAGUCAAAGCCUCAGCAACCCAACAUUAUUGGCCAUUUUGGUGUUAUGUGCAGGGGUUGCAAUCAAUGGUGCGCAAUCUGCAAUGCCAGCGUUAAGUGCCCGUUUUUACCCAACUCAAUGUCGUGCAACAGGUGUGGCAUGGAUGACAGGGAUCGGCCGUUUUGGCGCAGUGUUUGGGGCUUGGAUUGCCGUUUUGCUUGGGGUGAGGUGUGGUCACGUGAAGGUUUACCACGGCACACCCGCAGUUUAGUCACCAUUGCUAUCUUGUUGGCAUUGGGACGAGAAGAUGAACUCAGAAUGCAUCUACGUGCUUGCUUUAACAAUGGCGUUACCAAGGACGAACUCAAAGAACUGAUUUUACACAGCUCAUUGUAUGCGGGACUGCCAGCCGCAAAUGCUGCAAUGCACAUGGCUGAAGAUGUUUUUAAAGAACUCGGAAUAGAAGUGCAACCUGUCGCUGCACAACAACAGGAUUAA